AUGGCGUGGAAAAAACCCAGGAUACUGACGGCGCCGCCGCAAAACUCAAAGGAUGACUCAAGCUUUCCGGGCCUCAAGCCCCCCGGUCCGGAUGCGACGACCAAGAUUGAGUACGAAGAGCUCCAGAGGAACGAGAUUUUUGCCUUAGAAGCUAUAUACGGAGAUGAUUUCAUCCAGCAUACGGCGGCGCAUAGCGCUUGGAAGAAGUCCGACCCGUCAUUUGACAUACGGAUCAAAGCCCCAAGCGAUGAAGACUUUGCUGUGACAGUCGGAUUUACUAUUACGGCGACGUAUCCAAAGACACCACCGCUUUUGACCCUCAAGGGCCAGAGCUACCUCCGAGAGGCUACUGGGUUCAAGAUUCAGAAGUUUUUGGAAACACAGCCAAAGAUUUUCGCCAAGGAAGCUGAAGAGAUGGUCUACAAGAUUGUUGAGGGUAUUCAGGAUAUCCUUGAGGAUGCUGCGCAGGCAAAGGCGUCUGGUAAACAGCUGCCGUCGCUAGAAGAAGAGCGUGAUCGACACGAAGCGGCCUUGGCAAAGCUGGCGCAGGAGCAAAAGGAGAAAGAGAAGCGCUUGGAGGAAGAGGAGAUGAAGGAGCAGGAGAAAGCUGCCGCCGAAGAAUUACAACAAGAGCUUCAGCGGCAGAAGCAAAAAGCGAGAGAGUCAAAGUUCAGUCGUCGCACAAAUGGCUUGAGCCCUCACCGGCCAUCCUCAUCCUCGGUCUCGAAUGGCGAGACGAUUGACUUUGAUCAGUUUUGCACUGUGACUGAUCGCAUGGGAAAUGUUUUGACGUUCAGAUCUGUCACUGGGAAAUCCGACCCUCGUGCCGGAGAGGUUUCCACCGUUUAUACCGUGCGUCCAGUUCUCUCGAAUGGCCAAGGCAACCAACUAUUGGCGUUGAAAGAGGCUGUCUUGCGUCCAAAUGGGAAAGAUCAGAAAGAAUUCAAAAAGCAACUGCAGUCUUUAGAAUCUCGACUUCAGGAUCUCAAGAUUGGGAACAAGAUUCAUCACCGACAUCUUGUCGAUAUUCUUGAUUUCAAGGUCGAGAGUGGUGCAGCCGCUGAUCGUACCGCAUCCAGUACAUGGACGGUGAGGAUACUAAGCCCGCUGGCCGAGAGAGGCUCACUGGAGGAAUUGCUAGAGCUAGCAGGCCAUCUCGAGAUAGGAAAAGUUCGAGCUUGGACAAGAGACCUCCUGGAUGCGCUAAACUUCCUUCACAACAAGAACAUAGCCCAUCAAAAUAUCCACCCAAGGAAUAUCCUCCUCUUUAGGGAGUCCACCGGUGAAAUUAUACCAAAAAUAUCUGAUGCCUCAUAUCAGAGAGAGAUUCACAAUCUCACUUCCAAAAAGCAAGGCCCCCCAGGGCUCGCCACCGCAAAGUCUGCGUAUUGGCUACCACCAGAGAUUGCUGCGGCCACCAAACCUCAAUACACAUCCAAGGCUGAUAUAUGGGACUUUGGCAUUGUAUUCGUACAGAUGGUAUUUGGGUUAGAUGUGCUUCGCAAGUAUUCGUCUCCCAAAAAUCUGAUGGAAUCGGUGAUGCUUUCCCAGCCCCUCCAAGAGCUGGUCAGCCGUUUCUUCAAAGACGAUAGGCAGAAGAGGCCGAGAGCGUUUGAACUUGGGGCUAGUGAAUUUCUUGCGACAGAUGCUCCUGUCCUGUUUGAAGACAGUUCUGCCAUGCUGUCUCACAGCCCAUCCAUCAAUUCUUUGCAAGCCCUUCCCGUGAGGCUCAGACGAGACUCAAUGAAUAGAGCAAUAGCCGUCUCUCGGUACACGGAAGACUUUGUGGAAGAGGGAAGACUUGGUAAGGGCGGAUUUGGUGAGGUUGUCAAGGCUAGGAAAAAGCUGGAUGGACAGAUAUACGCAAUUAAAAAGAUCACACAGCGUUCACAGGCAAGCCUUACGGAAAUCCUCAAGGAAGUCCGACUGCUCUCGCAGCUUAGCCAUCCCGCAGUUGUGCGGUAUUACAACACUUGGGUCGAAGAGAUUCCUGAUUCAACAGACACCGAGGGUGAAACAUCAACGGAUGACUACACAGAGGAUACUCGGGACACAGGUAACGAAUCCGCUGGUAUUGAUAUCCAGUUUGCUACAAGCACUGGCGGCUUGGAUUUUAUAUCGUCCAAUGCUGGAGUGGAAUUUGACUACGAUUCGGACGAGGACGAGGAGGACGAGGAGGACCAUGAUUCGUCCGAUGACGAAGAAGACGACGAUCGAAGCUCUAUUAUGGACUCCAUUGGUCAUCGUGAAAAGCAUCACGAGAAGGACAGGCUAGCUGCCCUGCAGCGGCGCGCUCGAAUGCAUCGGUCUUACCGAACAGUUCUCUACAUCUCCAUGGAAUACUGCGAGAAGCGGACUUUGAGAGAUCUUAUCGCGCGAAAGUUGUACAAAAAUACUGCAGAAGUGUGGCGGCUUUUUAGACAGAUUCUGGAAGGUUUGGCGCACAUUCAUUCGCUAAGUAUUGUUCACCGCGAUCUCAAGCCGGAGAACAUAUUUAUUGCGAGCAGUGCCGACGGUGUGGACAAUGUCAAGAUUGGCGACUUUGGUUUGGCAACCAGCGGCCAGUUUUCUGUGGAUCGAACCACUGUCAACGGCUAUGAGGCAGAUGACAUGACAAGAAGUAUUGGAACAGCUUAUUACUCUGCCCCAGAAGUGCGAUCUGCAUCCAAUGGAAUGUAUAGCACUAAAGUCGACAUGUAUUCCCUCGGAAUCAUUUUCUUUGAGAUGUGCUAUCUGCCUAUGAUGGGCAUGCAAAAAGCCGAUGUUCUUGGGCAGCUUCGACGUCCUGUCCCUGUUCUACCCUCGGAUUUCCGACCUGCUGAAAAGACACAAACUGAGAUUGUGCUCUCGCUUGUCAAUCAUAACCCCAAAGAACGGCCAUCUAGUUCUGAUCUACUCAAGAGUGGUAAAUUGCCAGUCCAAAUGGAGAGCGAGACCAUCAGGCGAACUUUGGCGGGUCUGGCAGACCCUAAUUCCCCAUAUUACCAAAAGAUGUUGUCAACGCUGUUUGCACGGCCCGUGGAGGCGGCCAAGAAUUUCGCGUGGGACAUGAACGGCACCACACCCAGUUCUGCCGAGCUUCUGAAUCAAAGCAUCGUCAAGAAUGCGUUGGUGGCCAUUUUUCGCCGUCACGGAGCCCUUGAGGCAACACGAACUUCGAUAUAUCCCAAGACGGUGCACCAUGCUGACAACGCUGUUCGACUUCUUGAUUCCAACGGCACUGUCCUCCAGCUUCCUUAUGAUCUUACAAUGGGACACGCCCGAAUGUUGGCAAAACACUCGCAGACUCCUCCCCUGCAACGCACCUUUACGUUUGGCAGCGUGUUUAGAGAUAAGCAAGAUACAGGGCAGCCUCAGAUGUUUGGUGAGGUGGAUUUUGACAUUGUCACGAUCGACACGCUGGAUCUGGCAUUGAAAGAAGCCGAGGUCUUGAAAGUCCUGGAUGAGAUUCUCCAUACGUUUCCAUCCUUGUCAGCCUCGCAAAUGUGCUUCCAUGUUGGACACUCUGACAUCCUCCAACUAAUUUUCGAAUACUGUGGUAUUCCCCCUUCUUCUAGGAGGGCAGCGGCAGAUGUCUUAUCCAGGCUAAACAUUCACAACCAUACAUGGCAGAAGAUUAGGAUGGAGCUUCGAUCUCCUGCAGUGGGAAUCUCAGCUACCAGUAUUGACGAGCUUCAGCGAUUCGAUUUCCGAGACACACCAAACAAGGCGUUUGCAAAGCUAAAGCUCGUUUUUGAAGGCAGCGACAUGUAUCAACGGGCCGCGUCGACAAUAGCACAUCUCAAGGAAGUGGUGGAGUAUACCAAGCGAUUGGGCGUCACUACCAAGAUUUACAUCAAUCCUCUCAACAGUCUCAAAGAAGGCUUUUACAUCGGUGGCAUCCUUUUCUCCUGCAUCUACGAUAAGAAGGCCAAAGACGUUUUUGCCGCUGGUGGCCGGUAUGACCACUUGAUCAACGAGCAGCGUCCCAAGAUUGGAGGGCAGUUUGAAAAACGCCAUGCCGUCGGGUUCAGCCUGGCUUGGGAAAGGUUGGCAAAAACGCCAAAAUCCGGCGGCUACUCGUUUUUGAAGAAGAGCGAAGAAGAUGUGAGCAGCAUAUUCAGCAGUAAACGUUGCGAUAUUUUGGUGGCAAGUUUUGAUGCAGCGACUCUUCGAUCCUCUGGAAUUGAGGUAUUGCGGCUUCUCUGGUCACACGAUAUAAGCGCAGAGCUUGCUAGGGACUCCAGAUCUCCAGAAGAUUUAAUGUCGAAACACCGGGAUGAGAGCUAUUGUUGGAUCAUCAUCAUCAAGCAAGAUUCUAUGCUGAAAAUCAAGACUGUGGGAAAGAAGGAUGUACCGGAUGUAGAUCUUCCCAUGGCGCAGCUCCUUUCCUGGCUGAGACCUGAGAUUCGAGACCGAGAUUCCAAGGCUGCAGCAAAGUUUCGUGGAGCACCCGAGCCAGCAAUACAAAGCGAGAAAGAUCACGAGCAGGAAGUCAAGAUCAUGGUUGCCCAAACCAAGAGCAAAAAGUUCAAUCGGCGCACAGUGGUGGAGCAAGCACAAAUCACCGCAGCCACGCUGAUGAAUUCGUUUCUCGAAGGCCCUAUCUUGGCCGUCGAAACCAGCGAUCACCUGAUGGAGCUUGUACAGAACACAAACUUAUCAGACCCUGAAAGCUGGCGGAGAGCUGAGCAUGGCGUGGCAACGUCGGAGAAGAAGAACAUUCGUGAGAUUCACGAUCAGCUUGACACCUGGAGGUACAGGUAUGAGAAGAAGAAUGGCUCGAAGCAUUCGUUUUUGUACAACUUCCGAUCGGGAACCUGCAUGUAUUACGAUUUAUCAGGAUAAGAGACGUAUUUUGUUGGGCAUAGGGGCAUCCGUGCAUAUCAUUCGAGCGAUGUAUCUUGACAGGUAGCAUUGG
Messenger RNA from Trichoderma virens Gv29-8, 4900 nucleotides. RefSeq lists its product as uncharacterized. Gene Ontology annotation, biological process: regulation of translational initiation by eIF2 alpha phosphorylation; DNA damage checkpoint signaling. Bases 1 to 4827 code for a protein of 1608 amino acids. NCBI's taxonomy places the organism in Eukaryota, Fungi, Ascomycota, Sordariomycetes, Hypocreales, Hypocreaceae. The record is from RefSeq and is a predicted model, not a curated record. Gene Ontology annotation, molecular function: eukaryotic translation initiation factor 2alpha kinase activity; protein binding; ATP binding. The transcript has 6 exons.